Molecule: messenger RNA, 6060 nt
Organism: Salvelinus fontinalis (brook trout)
Lineage: Eukaryota; Metazoa; Chordata; Actinopteri; Salmoniformes; Salmonidae
Product: cyclic nucleotide-gated cation channel beta-1-like
Exons: 32
Coding region: 1-4188 (1395 amino acids)
Biological process (GO): monoatomic cation transmembrane transport; retina homeostasis
Cellular component (GO): photoreceptor outer segment; intracellular cyclic nucleotide activated cation channel complex; plasma membrane
Molecular function (GO): intracellularly cGMP-activated cation channel activity; protein-containing complex binding; cGMP binding
Source: RefSeq, a predicted model, not a curated record
AUGUUUAACUGGGUGGUGAAAGUGGUUCCUCAGCCCCCUGACGCCCCUGGCUCUCUGGGACAGGAGACAGCCAAUCCCCCACCUGCAUCACCAUCACUGCAGGAGGUACAAAGAGAGGACGAAAGGAAUGGGAUGAUUAAGUGGAUAGCAGAGGGACUGAGCAAAGUGGUGCCUCAGCCGGAUGACAAGUACAGAGAGGAUAUUCGAGAGGAGGAGGAGGAGGAGACAGAGGUUUAUAACAUGAAAGAUGUGCCAGACGCAGAGCCCCUCCCACACAUACCUGUGGUGGAGAUCUUUUCAGACGAUGAGGAAGAGGAUCGGGUACCACAGUUCCCCCUCAAAGUGGUUAACUGGAUUAAGAAUGUUAUUCCUCAGCCUGUGAUGCUCCCUGCAGGUUACGUAGAGGCCCAGAGUAAGGCCCAGAGCAAGAGGUCAUCUCUUGACAAAGUUUUGUCGCCACCUCCUGAGUCUCUCAAAGGUGACGAGGACUCACAAAACUCCAAUGUCGUGGGCUGGUUUGUGACGGGCCUCGGCCUCAAGAUGCCACAGCCUGUCGCGAGAUCAAGAGAUGACGUUGAAGUUGUGCAGAAUGUCUCUAAACAACCCAAAGCAGUGGACCUGGUUCUGGAGGAAGUAGUAGAAGCAGACUUGAAGGAUCUGAAUCAGGAAGUGCCAUCCAAGGCUAUGCAGUCAGAACCACCACAGCCUUUUAAGCCCGCACAGACGACACAGCCAACACAGACGACUCAGUCACAGCCAGCACAGCCAAAACAGCCAGUGAAACCAGAAGAGCCUGAACAGACUCUUCCAAAUGUGCCAGAGUCUACAACACCAUCGCUGGAGGAUGCUGAGACUCAGACGGGCAGGUGGACUCCCUUCAUAGAGAGCAUCAAGAGAGAAGCUGAGGGCGUAGCUAUGGCUACCAUGGAGGAACGGAUGACCCAGGAGCGCGUGGAUUUGGUGCGAAUGGCGGAGGAGGUGGCCAGACACACAGCUGAGACGGCCAUCAGGCAGAUGCAAGAGGCACAAUCAAUCAAGCUUUCCAUUCACAGCCAGGAAGCCAUUCUGGAAGAAGACGAGGACCCAGAGUUACACAUGCUACGGGAGGAGGAGAGUGAGGUGGAGCACACUAAGAAUAAGAUGACAGAGUGUCAGGUGUGUCCUGCUAAGGAGGAGCCAGUGGAUGCAGCAAAAAGUGCCGCUCAGUCAGAGCGUGACUCUGCAUCACCCGACGUUGAACCAGAGCCCCAGGAAGAGCUAAAGUCCCAGAGGGCCUCUCCAUCCCCUCCUCCCAGCCCAGAACCAGAUCCAGUCAAGACAGUAGAGCCUGACCCUAAACCAAAGGCCCAGGAUGCCAAAGUAGCACCUGAACCGGUGACCCAACAACCACAGAAAGCAGAGGGGGCAGAGGACGGAACCGCACCUGACACCACUACCAAGGAGGAGGGGGAGACUGCAGAGGAGGGUGGCUGUGGUGCGAGCUCCAGGCUCAGUGUGCACCCUGCUGUCAACGUGGAGGAUGUGGAUUCAGGCGGAGGGGGGCACCAUCGACACAUUCGCCAAAUCCUCACCCCCCAGGACCCCAACCUCAAGACCCUGACCGUACCGAGAGUGUCAAAAGCCAGCCGCCAGAGCAAAGUUGCUGAUAAAGAUCCCUCUUCUACCUCAUUCUGUUUCUCGGAUUUGCUUCAUCCGCCUCUCUUCCUCAACCAUCUCCCCAACCAUUGGCUCGGAUUUGCUUCAUCCGCCUCUCUUCCUCAACCAUCUCCCCAACCAUUGGCUCGGAUUUGCUUCAUCCGCCUCUCUUCCUCAACCAUCUCCCCAACCAUUGGCUCGGAUUUGCUUCAUCCGCCUCUCUUCCUCAACCAUCUCCAAAACCAUUGGCUCGGAUUUGCUUCAUCCGCCUCUCUUCCUCAACCAUCUCCCCAACCAUUGGAGUUAUUCCACACGCACAGCAACACACACACUCUCACUCUCACACACUCCUCUGUCCCUGUUGAUGGAACCAUGGGCUGGCCUAGUGAGAGGAAUCCCAGGAAGAUAAAGAACCUGCACUCUCAGAGUGAGGAUGAUGAUGAAGAGGAGACUGAGACCGCAGUGAGGGCGUGGCCUAGCCAGUCCAGCAUCCUCAGUGGAGACGAUGGGCCGAAGGAGCGGCCUGCGUCGUCCGCUAGCCAGGCCAGCUACGUGGUGAACGAGCGCCUACAGGAGCUGGUCAAGAUGUUUAAGGAGAGGACAGAGAGGGCCAAAGAGAAACUCAUAGACCCAGAUGACUCUGAUGAUGACAGUCCCACUGCCUCCCCUGUGAGAGCUCCAACACCUCCUCCUGCACCUCCAGAGGAGCCGGAGGAGGAAGCACAACCAGCUUCCCCUGAGAGGGAGAUGGAGGAGCAGCAAACCCAGUCUAGACUGUGCUGCAAGGUGACGCCUCCUCGCUGGAUCAGAGCCCUGCUUCACUACCGCUUCCCCUCUAGCAUCGACCCCUUCACCAAUCUGGUCUAUGUGCUGUGGCUAUUUUUCGUCACCUUGGCGUGGAACUGGAACGUGUGGCUGAUCCCGAUGCGCUGGGCCUUCCCCUACCAGACCCCUAGUAACAUCUACCUGUGGCUGCUAGCCGACUACCUGUGUGACCUCAUCUACAUCCUGGACAUCAUGGUCUUCCAGCCCCGCCUGCAGUUUGUCCGCGGUGGCGACAUAGUGUUUGACAAAAAGGACAUGCGAAAGAAUUACAUGAAAACUUUCCGGUUCAAGAUGGAUGUCGUCAGUCUUGUGCCACUGGAAUUGUUCUAUUUUAAAACUGGGAUCAACCCACUCCUCCGAUUCCCACGGCUACUAAAGGUAAUGUCUUUCUUCGAGUUCAACGACCGUCUUGAGGCCAUCCUGACCAAAGCCUAUGUUUACAGAGUGAUCCGGACCACCACCUACCUGCUGUACUGCCUCCACUGCAACGCCUGUCUGUUCUACUGGAUCUCUGCGUAUGAAGGUCUGGGAUCCACGAAGUGGGUCUAUGAUGGGAAGGGCAACAGUUACAUCCGCUGCUACUACUUUGCUGUGAAGACUCUGAUCACCAUUGGUGGACUGCCGGAGCCCACAACGCUCUUUGAAAUCAUCUUUCAGCUCAUCAACUACUUUGUAGGAGUGUUUGCCUUUUCCAUCAUGAUAGGGCAGAUGAGAGAUGUGGUUGGUGCAGCCACUUCCGGACAGACGUACUACAGAGCAUGCAUGGACAACACUGUCAAAUACAUGGCCUCCUACCGUAUCCCCAAAGACGUGCAAAACCGGGUCAAAACCUGGUACAACUACACCUGGCAGUCCCAGGGCAUGCUGGAUGAACAAGAGCUUCUGGUCCAGCUCCCAGACAAGAUGAGGCUGGACAUCGCUGUGGAUGUAAACUAUGACAUUGUCAGUAAAGUCUCUCUCUUCCAGGGUUGCGACAGACAGAUGAUCUUUGACAUGUUAAAGAGUCUGAGGUCUGUUGUUUACCUCCCCGGGGACUAUGUCUGCAAAAAGGGCGAGGUUGGACGGGAGAUGUACAUCAUCAAGGCCGGGGAGGUGCAGGUGGUGGGCGGGCCAGACGGGAAGACCGUGUUUGUCACACUGAAGUCGGGGUCAGUGUUUGGGGAAAUCAGCUUGCUUGCAGUGGGUGGAGGAAACAGGAGAACAGCCAACGUAGUGGCUCAUGGCUUCACCAACCUGUUCAUCCUGGACAAGAAGGACCUCAAUGAGAUUUUAGUGCAUUACCCCGAGUCUCAGAAGCUGCUCCGCAAGAAGGCAAGGAAUAUGCUGACAAAAGACAAGAAGCCUCAGGAGCCUCCGAAGGAGCCGGCCCAGGUGAUCCCUCCUCGGACAGAGACACCCAAGCUACUUAAAGCUGCUCUGGAGAUGGCUCGUCAGAAAACAGGCCUCAAAGGGACCCUUGCAAAGAUUAAGGAGAACACCAACAUAUCCAGUAUUUCGCUUCAGCCCUCAAUGUCCUCCUCCCUGAGCCCCCUGUCCCCAGUCUCUCCAGUCUCCAGUCUGGACCCAGAGCGCAAGUCUGGCAUCAUGUCCCCAACCUCGGACAGCUCCACGUUGCUCCGCCCCGCCUCCCAUUGUCACAGAGGUGAGACGCUGUCCAAGGAGCAGGACAACGUGGCAGAAGAAGAGGCAGGAGAGAGUGGGAAGCGGAAAGAAAAGAGAAAGCCAUGAGUUGACUCCAAAAGCUUUAAGAGCAGUCUUCAUGUGGAGAAAUGGAUGCAGUUGUUUAUCCCUCUAUACUCUGUUGCAGAGAGGGAGACCAGAGAGAAGAGCCAUGGGUCCUAAAGAUCAUCCAAUUAUGUCUCAGGAGUCACAGAGUCACAGUUCCCGUUCCGUUAUACCUAUAGACUCUUUUUUUUUUUUUUUUUUUUUUUUACCUCACUGACUGUCUUAUCCCCUUGACACUUAUGUAUAGGGCCUAGGCUACCUAAUUCCACAGGCAUGACGAAACGGGUGCUAAACUGAUGUCUUCGACAUUGCACUAUAUGUUUGUGUUUACAAUCCCAGGGGUAAAUGUACCAAUCAGCAAUAAUUGACACAGACAUCAUCUCGUUACGGAGAUAACAAAGCGGUCACACAUGGUAGAGCUGUAUGCGUGUGUGUGUGGGGGGAGUGUGUGUGUGUGUGUUGGUGGUGGGGGGGGGGGGUCUCUCCAGGUCUUCUGUUACGUCUGCUUUUGGAAACAAAUUCCUUCUCCUAAACCCUAGUUUUGUUAAUUUCCUAUUUAUUCAGCAAGGGGAGAUUUGUGAUUGGGAAAUACUAUAAAAAUGUUGGAAUGUGAGGAAAGAUUUUGCUGAUGUUUAUAAGAAAUGUUUACGUUUUGUAAAGAUGACCAGUUGUUUAUAGAGUUUUGUUCAAUGGAAUAUGUUAUUUUUGCCUUAUUUUUCAUGGCCCUUGAGGUAGUGUUUAGUGUUUCUGGGGUGAAUGGGUCAAAUAUGUAUAUAUUUUUUUUACUGAAAUGUUGAAACGUGUACAGGCCUAGAUUUAAAAAUGCAUACAAAUGUCAGCAUGUAAAUCUAAAUAUUGUUGUAUGUGCACAGGUAGCAGUGGAGCUAAUUAUUUAAUCAAGACUGGUAUGCUGUCAGUUCACCAUGCCAGACAAUCAAAUAUUUACUUUUUAAGCAGGGUAGCUAAUCAUUUCAUCAAGACUGGUAUGCUGUCAGUUCACCAUGCCAGACAAUCAAAUAUGUACUUUAGAGCCAACAGCUAUAGAUAACAAAUUCAUUUGGAAUUUAGCUGAAUAAAGGAUGACAACAGUUACAACAGCUUUUGACAUGAUGGGUAUGUUUAAAAUGACUGUUUAUCAUUUUUUUACUAACUUGACAGAUCAGAAUAAGACUCAUGUCCACAAUCUAUACAUGUACAUGAUAUGUUUUUAAGUUUGAUAUGAUAUUAUUAUUUCAUACUGUUAAUCAAAUGCUGUUUCAUAAGUUCUUGGCUUGUAAAUACAUUGUAAAUGGAAAAGCAAAGGGUGUGUAUUUUCCAUUAGUUUUCACAGGGAAAUACUUAGACCCUUGUGUGUUAGUUUUUCAGAAAUCAAUGCAAGGUUUUACAUAAUUAUAUAGAUCCUAUAUUCCCACUUGGAAUACAUAAGGUCUAAAAACCAGCUACCGAAACUGCCAGACAAUCUGUAGAUUGAAUGUGAAUAUUGUUAUCGUGUUGGUUGACUACGUUCUUUAUGUGUGUUUAAUGGUAUGUAUGGUGUAGGCCAGUGGUUCCCAACCUCUUUUAGUUACUGUACCACCAACUGAAUUUUGCUCUGCCUGGAGUGCCCCAUGUGCAUAUUACCAGUAGGCCUAUGGUCUCAUGAAUCUUCUCAAGUAACCCCUGUGGAUAGGCCAAGUACACCCAGAGGUCUUAGCACUGCUCAUUGGGAACCACUGGUGUAGAUGACAAAAGCUGGCCGCAUGCAACACAUGCUGAGAAAAAUAGCAUUUGUGUUCCACCACGCAGCAAAUCUGAAUGUGUUGAUAUCACCAUGAUGAAUGUUUGAUGUUUUUGUGGAUUCUUUUCCAAAUAAAUCAUUAUGUGAUUCAAAAUAAA